This is a messenger RNA of Penicillium angulare, 945 nucleotides long. Its product is annotated as alpha/beta hydrolase. The record is from RefSeq and is a predicted model, not a curated record. The transcript has a single exon. Lineage: Eukaryota; Fungi; Ascomycota; Eurotiomycetes; Eurotiales; Aspergillaceae. Bases 1 to 945 code for a protein of 314 amino acids.
AUGACUGCUUACGACUAUAUUUCUCUGGCUACAAAGCCCUCGGCACAGUUGUGCUAUAAGUUCCAUGCUGCAACUGGAACAACGAAACCUGUACUUCUGGUCUUUUUGAACGGAAUCGCUUUACCCCAAACAUCAUGGGAAGACGUCAUUGCUCGGUUGCAUGAGAAUUCCCCCACUGGGGUUCUUCCUGCAAUGUUGACCUAUGAUCGUUUCGGCCAGGGCCAAACUACCGAUCGGGACCCUGUUGAUGAAAAUGCUGUCGAUAAAGAGAAUGGUCAUUCUUGUCUCGAUGUUGCCCGCGACCUGCGCCAAUUGGUUACUCAAGUCUCCGAGGAGAAAAUGGGAAUCUCAGAUGUCAACGAACUCCAAUUAGUGCUUGUCUGUAACUCGAUCGGUGGCGCAAUAACCCGACUCUAUGCACAAGAAUACCCCGGAACUGUGGCUGGAGUUCUAUUCUUGGACAGCGUCGUUGCAAACUCAGACUUCAUGUCUAUUUUCCCUGAUCCAGAUGCAUCUGACUUUGAUGCGAGCACACUCCCAGUUGGUGUGACAGUCGCCGAUAUUCAAGAUGCCCGAGAGUUCACUCAACGCGUUCUUCAUCCAGACAACGGAAUGAAGGAGGGUCUCAGUCGCAAGAACCUGAAGGGACUUCUUCCUUAUAGUGAUGGGCCGCAGCUUAAGGGGCCCGGAGGACAUGGUCCUUGGGUUACUGUGGUCGGCCAUGAAUUUAACACAUUUGAGGCCGAGUCAGGCGCUCCACCUAUGAUCAGUCGGAUGUACUUGAAUCCACAUUGGUACACUUACAACGAAGAGUUGACGCAGAUCACGGAAUCUGAGCGAAGUAAGGGUCCGCUCCAGGCCCCUGGGUCGGGUCACUUUAUUCACAAGGACAACCCUGAGUUUGUGGAGAAGGAGAUCCAAGAGAUUCUGAGCAAGGUACUGUGA